Messenger RNA from Trypanosoma cruzi, 291 nucleotides. RefSeq lists its product as uncharacterized. NCBI's taxonomy places the organism in Eukaryota, Euglenozoa, Kinetoplastea, Trypanosomatida, Trypanosomatidae. The record is from RefSeq and is a predicted model, not a curated record. The transcript has a single exon. The coding region runs from base 1 to 291 and encodes 96 amino acids.
AUGCCUCGUGCAUAUUACAAGCCAUUUACAGUGUACGAAGAGGCGGUGGGCUUCCACGGCACACGACGGAACGCGUAUUUUUGUUGUGCCUUACUUUUCGCGGGUCUGAUGUUUAAAAUAUUACUGCUUUCGCGGUACUCCACCGCAUCUGACUUCUCUGACUUGCCAUCUUUGAAGGACAAUCCUCAGUACUCCAAUUUGGUGGCGGAGCGCAUGGAGUUGGCGGAGAGCCUCGCCUCGCUGGAGGGCAUGCGACGGGCCAUGAAGAACCGUCGCGCUCCGCCGGCUUAG